AAAAAAAUUAUAAAAAACAAAAAAACAAAAUUUUGUACCACAAUUUAAAAACCCACAUUUGUGUGGCAUAGUUUGAGAUAACCUUUCCCAAAUCUUUCCUUCCCAAAUCCACUUCUUCCCGAUCAAAAAUCUCUCACCAUUAACACAUUCAUCUUCUUAUUCAUCCAUCAUCUAACACAUAGAAAGCUCAACAAUCACCCAUGGCUAACAUGCUAAUGGCUUGUUCUUCCAAAUCUCUCCCAACUCCAUCAAUUCCCACAACCCACAAACCCAAAUUCUCCCCCCUUGAAAACCCACUUCUCAAAUUCCCUUCUCUACAAAACCCACUUCUCAAAAACCUCAACUUCUCUCUCCUCAAAUCUGCCGCCAUUACAGCUGCUCCACUCUCUCUCUCUUACCUUCUUCCUCACCCUUCUCUUGCUGAAGAAAUCGAAAAGGCUUCACUCUUCGAUUUCAAUCUUACACUCCCAAUCAUAAUGGCUGAAUUUCUUCUACUUAUGUUCGCUCUUGACAAAAUUUACUUUACCCCUUUAGGAGAUUUCAUGGAUCAACGUGAUUCCGCCAUUAAAGAAAAGCUUGCUGAUGUUAAAGACACUUCCUCUGAAGUUAAACAACUUGAAGAACAAGCUAAUGCUAUCAUGCGCGCUGCACGAGCUGAGAUUUCUGCUGCUUUGAAUAAGAUGAAGAAAGAAACACAACUUGAAGUUGAGGCUAAAUUAGCUGAAGGUAGAAAAAAAGUUGAAUCUGAGCUUCAAGAAGCUUUGGGUAGUUUGGAGAAGCAAAAAGAAGAUACAAUUAAAUCUUUGGAUUCCCAAAUUGCUGCUCUUAGUGAUGAAAUUGUUAAGAAGGUUCUUCCUGUUUCUUGAUUUUGUUAUAUUUUUGGGUUUUGAGAAGUAGUUUGGUGUUUUUGUAAGUUUUAUAUUUAUAUUUCAAUAUUUGUAUGUGAAUGAAUGGAUAUAGUAAUGGUAUAAAUAAUACAAUGCUCUACUUUUGGAA
Amaranthus tricolor (Joseph's coat) is the source of this 996-nucleotide messenger RNA. Its product is annotated as ATP synthase subunit b', chloroplastic-like. The coding region runs from base 201 to 866 and encodes 221 amino acids. Lineage: Eukaryota; Viridiplantae; Streptophyta; Magnoliopsida; Caryophyllales; Amaranthaceae. The transcript has a single exon. Gene Ontology annotation, biological process: proton motive force-driven ATP synthesis. Gene Ontology annotation, molecular function: proton transmembrane transporter activity. The record is from RefSeq and is a predicted model, not a curated record.